UGAUGGUCCCAUCUGUCGAAUCUGUCAUGAAGGUGGAAAUGGGGAGGGACUGCUUUCCCCGUGUGACUGCACAGGAACACUGGGCACCGUGCACAAGAGCUGCCUGGAAAAAUGGUUGUCCUCCUCCAACACAAGUUACUGUGAGCUCUGCCACACAGAAUUUGUUGUAGAGAGAAGACCGAGACCUUUGACAGAGUGGCUGAAGGAUCCUGGUCCCCGCAAUGAGAAGAGGACCCUUUUCUGUGACAUGGUGUGUUUCCUCUUCAUUACUCCCCUGGCAGCAAUCUCCGGCUGGCUGUGUCUGCGCGGAGCCCAGGAUCAUUUGCAGUUCAACAGCCGACUGGAGGCCAUCGGACUCAUAGCACUAACUAUAGCACUUUUCACAAUCUACGUCCUUUGGACACUGGUUUCGUUCCGUUACCACUGCCAGCUGUACUCGGAGUGGCGAAGGACCAACCAGAAAGUCCGCUUGAUGAUCCCAGCCUCACGGAGCCCUCACCCUGUGCCCCCCUCCCUCCUCUCUGCCAAGCUCCUGAAGAAGACUGCGGAUGAAACGACUGUCUGA
Messenger RNA from Cariama cristata (Red-legged seriema), 565 nucleotides. RefSeq names its product membrane-associated ring finger (C3HC4) 2, E3 ubiquitin protein ligase (gene MARCHF2). The annotation marks the transcript as partial. Gene Ontology annotation, molecular function: ubiquitin-protein transferase activity; zinc ion binding. Gene Ontology annotation, biological process: protein ubiquitination. NCBI's taxonomy places the organism in Eukaryota, Metazoa, Chordata, Aves, Cariamiformes, Cariamidae. The transcript has 3 exons. The record is from RefSeq and is a predicted model, not a curated record.